Molecule: messenger RNA, 990 nt
Organism: Penicillium antarcticum
Lineage: Eukaryota; Fungi; Ascomycota; Eurotiomycetes; Eurotiales; Aspergillaceae
Product: DSC3 family protein
Exons: 1
Coding region: 1-990 (329 amino acids)
Biological process (GO): protein processing
Cellular component (GO): Dsc E3 ubiquitin ligase complex; endoplasmic reticulum
Source: RefSeq, a predicted model, not a curated record
AUGGCUUCACCAUUCCUAUCCCCCUACACAUCAAGCGACAAACCCACAGACCUCCUAAUAACAGUCCGCUUCUCCGCCUCGAUCCCCGAUCUCCAACUCGACGUACCAGACCCGGAAAUUACAACAGGCGCAGGUCUCAAACAAUUAAUCCGCGCCGAGCUGCCCCCAGAUCUCUCACCACACCGUCUCCGUCUCAUCUACGCUGGCCGGGGUCUAGAAGAUACAACCGCCUUAACAGUCUCACUCAAGCUCCCGCCAUCCCCAAGCCGCAGUCCAGGCUCUAUAUCAGAAACAGAAGAACAAAGCGAAGCCACAACCGACAGUGUCAAAGGCAAGCAGCCCCUACGAGACACACGACCGCGACUUUACAUCCACUGCUCAAUAGGCGAUAUCGCACUCUCCGAAUCGGACCUAGCAAAUGAAGCAGGAGUAGCCUCAACACACCUCCUCCAAGAAAAGAAAAAGAAAGCCUCAAAAGAUGCAGUCUCAACUCUCUUCCCGCGCUCCGGCCAAUCCAACCUCCAAUCCAACUCCAACUCCCAACCCACACAAACCAACACAACAACCCCCGCACCACGCGGCUUCGACCGCCUCCUAAGCGCAGGCUUCACAAGCUCAGAAGUAACAGCCCUGCGCUCCCAAUUCCUGGCCGUGCAAUCCGUCUCCCACACGCGCGAUACAAUGCCCACAGGGGAUCAAUUACGCGAUUUGGAAGAUAGAUGGAUGGACGAGGGGUCGACGGCGGCGGGUGUGGCGGGUGGUAGUGGAGGGGGUGUAGCUGGAGGAGAUGAUGAUGGGAGUAUUGGGGCUGGGUCGCGCGGGGCGAUGGAUGAUAUGUUGUGGGGAGCUGUUAUGGGGUUCUUUUGGCCUGUUGGGUGUGCUAUGUGGUUGAGGAGGGAGGAGGGGGUUUGGAGUUGGAGGAAGGGGGUUGCUGUUUUUGUGGGGGUUGUUGUUAAUGCUGCUUUUGGGAUGAUGAGGAUUAUGGGGUAG